Messenger RNA from Lichtheimia ornata, 624 nucleotides. RefSeq lists its product as uncharacterized. The record is from RefSeq and is a predicted model, not a curated record. Gene Ontology annotation, molecular function: GTPase activity; GTP binding. The transcript has 9 exons. Lineage: Eukaryota; Fungi; Mucoromycota; Mucoromycetes; Mucorales; Lichtheimiaceae. Bases 1 to 624 code for a protein of 207 amino acids.
AUGACCGCUGACGACUUUUCCAACCCGCUCAAGAAGUACAAGCUCGUUUUCCUAGGAGAACAAAGCGUGGGAAAGACCUCGCUUAUUACUAGAUUCAUGUAUGACACCUUCGACAACACUUAUCAGGCCACCAUCGGCAUCGACUUUUUAUCCAAGACAAUGUAUCUCGAUGAUCGAACAAUUCGAUUGCAAUUAUGGGAUACGGCCGGGCAGGAACGUUUCCGGUCACUGAUACCAAGCUACAUUCGUGAUUCUUCUGCCACUGUCAUCGUUUAUGAUAUCACUAAUCGCAAUUCAUUCAUGAAUACUACGAAAUGGAUUGACGAUGUUCGCGCAGAACGUGGAAAGGAUGUCAUUAUCAUCUUGGUUGGAAAUAAGACUGACAUUGGCGAAAAACGCCAGGUAUCAGUUGAAGAUGGGGAGAAAAAAGCCAAAGAGUACAACGUGAUGUUCAUUGAAACAAGUGCAAAGGCAGGAUACAAUGUCAAAGCUCUCUUCCGAAAGAUCGGUCAUGCAUUACCAGGAAUGGAGACAACGAGCACGGAUGAUACACGUGAUUCAAUGACCAAGGUCGACUUGAAUGAUACAAGUGCUUACAACGAUAGCAGCUCUUGUGCUUGCUGA